AUGGGCCUUGCCGAACGGCAAGGUCCAUACGGAUUCAAAACAAGGGCCACCCAUCCUCGGUUCCACACUCACCUAUGCUCAAACUCCAGCGAAUCCGACAAGGACCUAGCUCACGGGAUGACGACACUACGGACCCAGCUCCGGAUCGUCUCGGAAACCAUGCACUCAGACCCACUCCUUGCCGAAGACAGAUCAGCCCUCCUUGGGUCCCUUGCCGAACGGCACCCGCCGCCCGGAAUCCUUCCUCCUGGCAGCUGUCUCGGAGCCCAGCUCCACCUUCACGCUGAAACCGCUGGUUCCUGUGGCCAAGGAACUCGAAAGUCCUAG
Molecule: messenger RNA, 327 nt
Organism: Prunus armeniaca (apricot)
Lineage: Eukaryota; Viridiplantae; Streptophyta; Magnoliopsida; Rosales; Rosaceae
Source: the annotation of a GenBank genome assembly